Sorghum bicolor (sorghum) is the source of this 752-nucleotide messenger RNA. RefSeq names its product two-component response regulator ORR33. Gene Ontology annotation, biological process: phosphorelay signal transduction system. The coding region runs from base 1 to 705 and encodes 234 amino acids. The transcript is spliced from 3 exons. Lineage: Eukaryota; Viridiplantae; Streptophyta; Magnoliopsida; Poales; Poaceae. The record is from RefSeq and is a predicted model, not a curated record.
AUGGAGAACGACUCGCACGCCGCGUUCCCAAACGGGAUACGGGCCUUAAUCGUCGACAACAAUGCAAGGUUUCUAAGAACGGCUAGCCUGAUGCUUUCUCUCCUAAACUUCCAAGUGGCCACAUGCGAGACCCCAGCGUCGGCUGUUAAGCUCCUCACCGGAAGACUCAAAGACGCCGACGUUGUCUUCAUCGACGCUUUGAGAGCCGCAAGCUGCGGCUUCGACUUCCGUGCAAUGGUGGAGCCCAAUAUGUGCAUCCCAGUCAUCUACUUCUACUCUUUCGAUUACAAGGUCGCCGGCGACUUGGCUGAGGCUCUGCGACGCACUGUUUGGGCUGCUACGUACGUAAUCAAGAAGCCCCUCGACGCCGGCGAGGUAUGCAGGCUGUGGAGGAUCAUCCAGUGGUCCAAGGUUUUGCUGCAGCGUGGGGAAAACACGUUGCCGUGGCUGGAAUGGCCUCGCGGCAUCCAGGCGCUUCCCGCCACCGUCGAAGCACGUUUGCCCAGCUCCUCUACCUUUGAGGACCAAGCCAGGGAGGAGGAGGAGGACGACGACGGCUGUGACCUUUUCAAGGUAGUGAGGGCGGGAAGAGGCAGGAGGAGGAAGCUGGGUGAUAGGCACGACGGCAGCUCCUCUAGCCGCGGGCAUGUCGGUGGUGGCGGCAGCGGCGUUGCAGGUUCAUCUGAAAGUAAACCAUCAUUUUGAUUCUUAUAUUAUUGAGUUACCACAUAAUUUCUCUGCUUGUCCUUUAU